AUGGAGGAGCUCCGUGAGCGCCAGGCCCGCAUGGUGGAGGAGCUCAGGACGCUGCGGGCGGACCUCGAGGCCGAGGCGGGGAAGGGGGCCCGCAUGCGCGCGGGCAUCCAGGCCAAGGCCCACGAGCUCGCGCGCGACGGGCAGCAGCUUGCACGGCUGAGGGCCAAGCACCGCUCGCUGAUGGACGAGGGCGAGGCCAACGUCGAGUGGGAGCGGAGCCUCUCGGCCGCCACCGCGGCCGCGGAGGAGGCGCUCGCGGCGCGGGGCGAGCUGAGGGCGCAGGGCGUCGUGAAGGCGAGGCAGCUGCACAACGAGUACCUCACGCUGAAGGGCAACAUCCGCGUCUUCUGCCGCGUGCGGCCUCCGCUGCCGAGCGAGGGGGAGGCGCUGGCGAGGCUGGACGUGCGGGAGGACGCGGGGCUGACCGUGCACGGGGAGUCCCAGAAGAGCUGCACGGGGCUGUCGGAGCACUCGGCCGCGUACGACUUCGCCUUCGACCACGUGUUCGGGCCCGAGGCGUCGCAGGCCGACGUCUUCGAGGAGAUCGCCCUCCUGGUCCAGUCCGCGCUCGACGGCUACCGCGUGGCCGUGUUCGCCUACGGGCAGACGGGCGGCGGCAAGACGCACACGAUGGACGGCCCCCCGCCCGAGCAGCGCACGGCCGACACCGCGGGCGUCAUUCCCAGGACGGUGGACUUGAUCUUCUCCGAGGUGGAGGAGAUGCGGCAGAAGGGCUGGGACUUCGAGGUAUACGCCAGCUCCAUGGAGGUGUACAACGAGAACGUCCUUGAUAUGCUCGCGCCGCGCGGCAGCGCUCAUCUGCCAGGCGCGCCGGAGCAGGGCGCCGCCCACGCCGCCGCAGGGCCCGAGCAGUUCCAGGCCCGCCGGGUCGAGAGCGCGAGCGCGGUCCACGCGCUGCUGCGCCGCAGCGCGCGCGAGCGGCACACGGCGGCGACGGCAUGCAACGACCGCUCGAGCCGCUCCCACGCGAUCUUCCAGCUUUCCAUCGUCGGGCGCAACCAGUCUGGGUCAUGCCCGCAGGAGGCCCGCGGGCUGCUCUCCCUCGUGGACCUGGCCGGGUCCGAGCGUGUGGAGCGCUCCGGGGCCACCGGCGACCGGCUGCGGGAGGCUCAGCACAUCAACCGCUCCUUGUCGGCGCUGGGCGACGUGAUCGAGGCCCUGGCCCGACGCGGGCAGGCGGGCGGCAGAGGCGAAGGCUGCCACGUGCCCUACCGCAACUCGCGGCUGACAACGUUGCUGAAGGAUUCCCUCGGGGGCAACUCGAAGGCCCUCAUGUUCGUGAACGUGUCGCCGUGCGCGCGUCACCUCGGCGAGACCCUGUCGUCGCUGCGGUUUGCGGCCAAGGUGCACGGAUGCAACGUCGGGGUCGCGCGGCGGCAGGCCGCCGAGGGCCCGCGAGCCAUGUCCUUGCCUGGCAUCGGCGGCUCCGAGGCGUCACCAGCGCACCUGCGGCCACCCGCAGGGAGGGCGCUCGUGGCCAAGUCGGUCUCGACCGGUGCCCUCGUGACGGCCGCAGGCCUGCCCGCGAGCGUGAUCCUGAAGUCUUCCGCGGAGCAGGCUCGCCGGCACCUGGAGGUCCCCGAGGGGUCCGAGUGCGGUGUUGUCCGCGUCCUGGCCUCGUACCGCGGCUUCAUGCCCGGCGUCAAGUCCGAGACGGUCUUUGGCACCACCGCCGCGAGGGCGAACGCCCAUUCUGGCGAGCUGCGCGCGCCGCCGAGCGGCGAGCCGCGGCCGGCCCCUGCAGAGGCCUACGAGUGGACGGUUCCGCUGGACAGGGUUCAGGGCGUGCGCAGUCAGCAGGAUUGCGAGAUUUGGGCGUUCACACAGCAGGAGCAGCCGCAGCUGCCGGCCUGGAUGGGCGGCGAGCGGCGAGAGCACGGGCCCGCCGUGCCCGGCUACGGCGGGCAUUCCGCGCUGCGGCGGAGCCGGCGCCCCGGCCAGCAGCCCGCCGGCGCCAUGCCGGCCGGCGCCCGCCUGGAGCUCGAUUGCCGCAUGCCGACAGACCGAGACUGCCAGCCUUGGGACGUGCACAGGCCUGUCAUGCCCGGGUACGCGGGCUUCAUUCGCCGCCGACACGCGGGAUAA
Messenger RNA from Prorocentrum cordatum, 2106 nucleotides. Lineage: Eukaryota; Dinophyceae; Prorocentrales; Prorocentraceae. The record is from the annotation of a GenBank genome assembly.